GUUUGUGUCGGAGUGGCAAUAUGGCGGAAGAUGGAGAAUCGCUGGAGUCCUGGCUUAACAAAGCCACCAACCCUGCUAACAGACAGGAAGACUGGGAGUACAUAAUGGGAUUCUGUGACCAAAUCAACAAGGAACUGGAAGGCCCACAAAUAUCCGUCAGGCUACUGGCUCACAAGAUUCAGUCUCCUCAGGAGUGGGAGGCGAUACAGGCAUUAACGGUUCUCGAGGCUUGUAUGAAGAACUGCGGGCAACGGUUUCACACUGAAGUUGGAAAAUUUAGGUUUUUAAAUGAAUUAAUUAAGGUGGUUUCACCCAAAUAUCUCGGGGACAAAGUGUCCGAGGGAGUGAAGACAAAAGUGAUCGAGAUGCUGUACAGCUGGACUGUGUCUCUGCCGGAUGAAGCAAAAGUCUCUGAAGCGUAUGAGAUGCUGAAGUCACAGGCCAUUGUUUUAGCUGACCCAGACGUUCCUCUUGAUGCUACGAUAAUACCAUCGUCUUCUCCGCGACCCAAGAAUCCCGUGUUUGAUGACGAGAAGACGAGCAAGAGAUUAUCGGAGCUGCUGAAGAGCAAAAAGCCCGAAGAUCUCCAAGAGGCCAAUCGGCUCAUCAAGAACAUGGUCAAGGAGGACGAGGUGAGAAUGUAUAAAGUAAAAAAGCAAAAAAGCACACUGGAGGCCGUCGACAGCAGCGUCAAGCUCCUUAACGAGAUGCUGGCUCACUUCAACCCCCAAGACUCCAUGGAUGGAGACAAGGAGCUCAUUAGGGAGCUGUAUGGGGAUUGCGAGAAGUUGAGACAAACUGUGUUUCAACUGGCCACCGAGACGGAGGACAACGAAAGCAGCUUGGGAGACAUCCUGCAGGCCAGUGAUGACCUCUCCCAUGUCAUUAAUUCCUAUAAGAAGAUUGUGGAAGGACAGAUCGUCAAUGGAGAGGCUGACGGCGCACAACAAACACAAUUAUCACUCAGACAAGGUCGCACAAAUCAGUCCGAGGUUCUGAUUGACCUGCUGGGUCUGGACAUCCAGGGCGUCUCUCAACCCCCGACAACGUCCCCGUCUCUUCCCUCUGACCUGCUGUUCGGGUCGGCUGCCAGUGACCCUCAGUCCCGAGGCCCCGCUGUUCCCUCUGCAGCGUUCUCUCUGCUGGAUGAGGAGCUGCUGUUUUUAGGCCUCAACGAACCCGCUCCAAGUAAAUCAGCACAUGUAAACCUGAACAAUGGUUUUCCGUCUGUACAGGAUUCCAGUCAUGAUUUAGAUUUCUUUGACACCACUUCGCCUUCAGCUCCCGCGUUCUCGUCAUCGUCACUCUUUCCAGACGCCCUUUCUUUGACAGCUGACCCGCUUAACCCAGUCAACUCUCCCAAAACGGCCUCCGCCCUAAGCCUCCCCGGUGCCGUCUUCUCCACGCCGCCGGUUUCUACAGGAUCAGUCAUGUUCCCCCCUUCCUUCAUCUCAGCAUUGAGCACCGCCGCGGCCCCAGCUGCUCCACCUCAGUCUUUCAGUGUGGCCUCACCUGCUCCCUCAGCCGCCCCCGUCACUCCACCUGGAGCGUCCUACGCAGCGGCUCUCGGUCACAACCUGCAAGACCUCGCCCUGCUGGAUCUGGGCAGUCCUACAAUCGCGCCUGAUGUCAUGGACUUCGGCCGCUCGCUGGUCAAGAGUGAGGACCUGCUCGCUCCCGCCGCCCCGUCCUCCAGAGUUGGUGUCGCCUCCACCUCCACGUCCAUCUCUCUGCUCCUAGGAGAGACGCAGGCAGGGUCCACCCCCCCGCCUGCUAAGGGUCAGGCAGAUGACAGCCCUCUGUUACACUCUAUGCACCCCAUCCUGCCUCUGAGCCAGGCCAGCCCAGGCAUAGGACAAGAGGUGUCCCUGGCCAAUGUCUUUGUCCCUUUGGAUGCUAUCAAGCCAAGUAAAGUGAGUCCCGUGACGGCUUACGACAAAAACGGUGUCCGCGUUCUGCUGCACUUCGCCACCGAGUGUCCAGCAGGCCGACCCGAUGUACUGGUGAUGGUGGCGUCCACGCUCAACACAGCCUCGCAGCCUGUCACAAGCUUUGCUCUGCAGGCGGCUGUGCCCAAGACGAUGAAAGUGAGACUGCAGGCGCCCACCGGGACGGAGCUGGGUCCUUUCAACCCCAUCCUUCCCCCUGCUGCCAUCACGCAGGUCAUGCUGCUUGCAAAUCCUCUCAAGGAGAAGGUGCGGAUGAGAUACAGACUGACAUUCACGCUUGGAGAACAGCUACACUCCGAGGUUGGGGAGGUGAAUGAGUUUCCGUCUGCCGACAGAUGGGGCGCUCUAUAGCACGGCCUGCCGACACUGCAAGAAUACUGAAAUUAGUCAGUGCAGCGCCGAGGUCAAGACAACGGGCAGCAUUGGAAGACUGAGUGACCAAUGUGAGGUUUUUCUGCUUGAGAUGGCCCACUGAAGUAGCCGAAGUCCUGUAGCGCACAUCCAACUUAAACAUUACUACAGAGCCAGGGGUUAGUGUGGUGCAGUAACAAAUGAAGUGACGUUUUUGAUGUUAAAUAUUGCUACGUUAUUAUCCGUUUAUUUGUAUUGUUAUUAUUAUUAUACACCCUUUUUGUUAUUUUAAUGUUGAUAUUUACUGUCUCAUUGCCAGACAGUGAGCAUAGAAAACACACAUUGAAGGAGGUUGUGAAGCCAGGGUUGUAUGAACAUGUGACCGACCUGUAUUUCACAUGAUUUGCUGCUCACCACGUAUGAUAACAAGGUUUUUUGCGCUUAAGACAUUGGACAGGAGCAGACAAGAGCCCCUCUGUUGCUUCAUAAAAGACUCCCACAGACUGGCCCAUCGAGAGUCGGCCUCACAGUUACUACUGAAUACUUUUCUGCCGAGUUAUAUACUGACUCGUAGUUCAUACUCUUGCUUUGUUUUAAGUCUUUCAGUAUUUAUUGACAUGAAUGUAUGAUUUAUUUGGGUUUUGGGAAGACUGUGUCAGAUCUGUCAGUUUCCUGUAUGGUUUUGCAAAUGUUGGCUGCUUUCCUUGCUCCACAUACUCUUCUUAUAAUGGACACUUUCAGUAUUGCAAUAUGAGUGGCACAAAUUCUUAGUAGGCUGUCAAAGUCUUCUUUUUGUUCCCAAAUAUGCAGACAUCGUAUGUUACAUUGUGUAGCAACAGGGUGGAUUCUGAGGAAUUACAUGUGUUGCUUUGUGUCCAAGCUGUGCUCUAGAUAGAUCAUAAAGAAAAUUAAAAUCCUGCAAGUUUAAACGGCAGCCUUAUGCAGACGCCGUAGCCCCUUUCACUUGGUCGGUGCGACAUGAGCUCUUAAGGGCACGGAUCAAUUUGUUUGACAUUAAUUAAAUGCAGUGCAUAGCUUGGCUCUAUGUACUCUUUGCUUUUGCCGCUGUUAGACUAUGUUGUGGAAACUAAGCCAAAAGGGUAGGUUAUUCGCCCUGGGUCGACUGUAAAUGUUCAGCUUAUGUAGGAUCGCCCUAUAUCAACUUGGGAUCAUAUUUAUUUGAGUACGCCUUGAGAAAAUACUGUACAUCAAUAGUAAAAUAUUGACUGUUAAUUCGAAGCAUCAGGCAUCUGUUCAUCAAAAAAUUUGACUAUUUUUGUCUUUCUGAGGCUUUUAGAGCUAUACAUGCUAAUUGACAUUUCUUUAAAAAUGGUGUGUUAGAUGAAUGUUACAUAUUUUGAAAAGCUAUUUCUGUGCAUGGAAAAAUAAAGACUGCGAUGGAUCUAUUUGUAAUACAAUUUU
Molecule: messenger RNA, 3722 nt
Organism: Pseudoliparis swirei
Lineage: Eukaryota; Metazoa; Chordata; Actinopteri; Perciformes; Liparidae
Gene: gga3a
Product: golgi associated, gamma adaptin ear containing, ARF binding protein 3a
Exons: 17
Coding region: 21-2300 (759 amino acids)
Biological process (GO): intracellular protein transport; vesicle-mediated transport
Cellular component (GO): trans-Golgi network
Molecular function (GO): ubiquitin binding; small GTPase binding; phosphatidylinositol binding
Source: RefSeq, a predicted model, not a curated record